This is a messenger RNA of Momordica charantia (bitter melon), 1806 nucleotides long. RefSeq names its product Glutaredoxin family protein. NCBI's taxonomy places the organism in Eukaryota, Viridiplantae, Streptophyta, Magnoliopsida, Cucurbitales, Cucurbitaceae. The record is from RefSeq and is a predicted model, not a curated record.
AGUCAACAAUUUGGCGGUGGAGGAGAUAGAAUUUUGUAAUUUAGGGCAAAAGCCAGGGCAUUUCCAGGUAGAGAGAGAGAGAAGCCAUGGCCAAGUAGAAGAAUUCAAACAGAGGAUGCCGCCAGCAGCGUAUCCCUUUCAAAAAGCUACACGAGUCAUCCUCCUCAUCCUUCUCUCUCUCUUCAUUUCACCGAAAGGUUCAGGAAAAAGCCUUCAUUUUUCUUCAAUUUCCAUUUCCAUUUCCAUUUCCAUUUUCCCCCCAUUUCUCUCUCUCUCUCUCUCUCUAGAAAAGGCUUUUCCAACAACAUUCAAUUCUUAGCUUAGUAGCUACGCUUCGCAUAUACUCGCCCGUUUUCCCCCAAAUCAGAAAACAGGGAGAAUCAGUUUUCGCAAAAAACCAACCUGAAACGCCCAAAACAACAACCCUCACCCUCACCCGCCCGCCGCCUGGUUCUCUCUCCUGCCUUUCUCACUCCAUUGGAAUUCAGAUUUCAGAAUUGAUUCCCCCUGAUUUCUAUUGGGUUUCCCCUUGAUUGCGAUUCUUUCAUCUGGGUCGACGUCGAUGGCGGAAUUUGAUCGAAGUAUGCAAUUUUCCGACAAGCCCAAGUCGUCGUUCUUCAAUCGCUCGCUUACUUUGCACCCCUCCUCCAUGGAUUCGCCCAAGAAACCCUACCUUCGGACCUCCCUCAAUCGGACGGAUUCUGUGAAGAAGUACUACAGCCCUCUCGAAUCUAUGAAAUCUGCCAGCAAUUCGAUUAAAGGGAAGGUCAAGCAAUUGUGUAAUUUGUUUGAGGGCGGUAAUUCUUCUCCUCAUGCUGCCGAGGGAUCGCAACAUCAAAUUCAAAGCAAGAUAAAAUCCGCAAAAUCGUUCGGUUCUGAUUUCCGGGUCCCUUCGAUUCGAUUGCCGGGUACUGAAGAUAGGAUUGUGGUCUAUUUAACCAGUUUACGAGGAAUUCGAAGGACAUAUGAGGAUUGCUAUGCCGUGAGGAUAAUAUUCCGAGGUUUUAGGGUUUGGGUAGACGAGCGCGACAUAUCAAUGGAUUCCGCGUACAAGAAAGAGUUGCAGAGUGUUUUGGGCGAGAAGAAGGUGAGUUUGCCUCAAGUGUUCAUUAGGGGCAAGUAUGUAGGAGGAGCCGAGGUGAUCAAGCAACUCUUCGAAGCUGGAGAAUUGGUCAAGGUUCUCGAGGGGUUCCCGGUUCGCGAACCCGGGUUCGUCUGUGAGGGUUGUGGGGAUGUAAGGUUCGUUCCUUGUAUGAAUUGCAGCGGGAGCAGGAAGGUGUAUGAUGAAGAUGAGGACGUCUUGAAGAGGUGCUUAGAAUGCAAUGAGAAUGGAUUAAUUCGAUGUCCCGAAUGCGCCUCCUGAAUCGUCUCUCGGAAGGAACGAAUCGUUGUUCUUCGAAGAUGGAAACUAACAGCAAGGUUUGAAGCUUGCCAUGAAUGCAGAAACCGAGUUCCUGAUAUCGGAAACAGGUUGGUUAUAUGAUAUUAUCAGUAUUCUCUGCAUCAGAGGUAGAGCUAAUGGUGAAACACUGGAUCUGUGGAUGGAUUUCUUCCUAAUGGGUUCAAUAUGUAGGCAGCCUGAUGGUUUUGGUUUUGGCUUUUCAUGCAACAGCAAAUGAAAGAGAGAAGUACUCUAUAGGUUUCUGAUGAAAUGAAGAAAAUGCACCAAAUUCUUGUGGAUGAAGUCUGUAGGUAUCACUGUUGGAUUAGGAUGUUUUUGAAUGAAACAUCAACUUUUGUUGUGUUUGAAAGAAAGACUUUUUGUUUUACCUCCGACCUUGAGAGGAGGAGUACAUAUCAAUUAUC